Spodoptera frugiperda (fall armyworm) is the source of this 989-nucleotide messenger RNA. It is a transcript of the gene UbcE2M, whose product is annotated as NEDD8-conjugating enzyme Ubc12. Lineage: Eukaryota; Metazoa; Arthropoda; Insecta; Lepidoptera; Noctuidae. The coding region runs from base 162 to 713 and encodes 183 amino acids. The record is from RefSeq and is a predicted model, not a curated record. The transcript is spliced from 4 exons.
UUUUUUCUUUUUGUUAGGUUUGCCAAUAAAAUAAAAGAGCCGAUUAUUUUAUUUACAAAUUGCAAUCUAACUAAAUUGAAGUUUCGUACAAAAAUUUAAGCUGUCAAAAUAGAUCGUGGUUUUAUUUCUAAUAAUUUCUAUUUUAUCGAUUAGUUAGGACAAUGAUUAAACUUUUUUCAUUAAAACAACAAAAGAAAGAUGAGGAAGGCUCGGCAAGAGCAGGAGGUUCACAGAAAAAAGCGUCAGCCGCUCAAUUGCGGAUUACAAAAGAUUUGAAUGAAUUGAAUUUGCCCAAGACAUGCAAUACAGAGUUUCCAGAUCCAGAUGAUUUACUUAAUUUCAAACUAAUCAUAUGCCCUGAUGAAGGAUUCUACAGAGGAGGGAGAUUCAUAUUUAGUUUUAAGGUAGGACCAAACUAUCCUCAUGAGCCUCCGAAAGUGAAGUGUGAAACAGCAGUAUACCAUCCGAACAUAGAUUUGGAGGGCAACGUGUGUCUGAACAUCUUAAGAGAAGACUGGAAACCUGUGCUUACUGUCAACUCUAUAGUAUAUGGACUCCAGUAUUUAUUCUUGGAACCAAAUCCCGAGGACCCUCUAAACAAGGAGGCUGCGGACGAGCUGCAGAGUAACAGGCGGUUGUUUGAGCAGCACGUGCAGAGAGCGAUGCGAGGCGGGUACGUCGGCUCCUCCUACUUCGAGAGAUGCCUCAAAUGAAAUCGCAACACAACUGUAAAUUAAUGCUACCAACCCUAUAUAAAUAAAACAAUCUCACUUUAAAUUAAAGUAUUUGAUUAUUUAUUCAACAAAAACAAAAAGUGGGGAUUGACGUAUUUACAAUGUCAAUAUCAUUUAUUUGUAUUUGAAAGAGUUCAUCCUAUAUUUUUUAUACACUAUUAAUUUAACAAAUAUUUUCUUUUUAUUAUAUUCAUGCGGAUGUGCCUGUUAACGGCUAAAUCUCGUAGAAUUUUAAAUUAUAAACCACUAAAUUAA